Messenger RNA from Penicillium antarcticum, 1416 nucleotides. Its product is annotated as DUF1996 and WSC domain-containing protein. The transcript is spliced from 2 exons. The coding region runs from base 1 to 1416 and encodes 471 amino acids. The record is from RefSeq and is a predicted model, not a curated record. Lineage: Eukaryota; Fungi; Ascomycota; Eurotiomycetes; Eurotiales; Aspergillaceae.
AUGACCAUGCGAGCUUGUGCGAGUUAUAUUCCUUCUUUGUUGAUAUAUAUCGGUCCUGCUUUGGCAUUCUUCAAGGUGCCAUGCAGUACACCUCUGGUCAUUGAGAGAGCAGACCCUCUCAUUUCACCUGGGACAGUCUCCAAUCAUGUUCACACCAUCAUGGGUGGAUCUGGCUUCGGGUUUACCAUGAACUAUGACAUGACUCAGGAGUCGGAGUGCAACUCUUGCUCUGCAAUUGAAGACAAGUCCAACUACUGGGUUGCUUCUCUCUACUACCAUGCUCAGAAUGGAAGCUUCAUUCAAGUUCCACAGAACGGUGGAGCUCUGAUAUACUACGAACAGCGCCCCGAUCCAACUACGGAUGGGAAGAUAGUGGCACCCCCGGCUGGAUUCCGCAUGAUUGCGGGCAGUCCAUUUGACCGCCAGUACAAGGACAGUAUUGAAGCCGACGCGAGAAAUUUCGCCUGUCUCAACUAUGAUGGUCCCGCAACGCCUCAAACAAAUGGAUUCCCAACGACAAACUGCCCCAACGGCCUUCGCGCCCAAGUUUACUUCCCUUCCUGCUGGGAUGGAGUGAACUUGGAUAGUCCCGAUCAUAAGUCCCAUGUGGCCUAUCCUAACCAAACAUAUGACAACGGCCCAUGUCCCGCGACACACCCAGUUCGCAUUGUCUCUAUUUUCUACGAGAUUACAUGGCACACCGAGCACUUUGCAGACAUGUGGUAUGGCGACAGCCAGCCUUUCGUCUUUUCCUUCGGUGACCCUACAGGAUACGGGCUACAUGGCGACUUUAUCAACGGGUGGGACAUUUCAGUCCUUCAAGAAGCCAUUGAUACGUGCAACGAUGGCGGUGGAGAUAUCACCGAAUGCGCGCCAAUCCAUCUCUAUCCAGACACUAUCACAGACGGCUGUUUAUUGGAACCAUCGAUCGAUGAGCAGGUCGGCGGAUGGCUGGAUGCUCUACCGGGCUGCAAUCCCAUCCAACCAGGUCCAGAUGACGCGACAAUCAGGACUGGCUGCGGUGCGCCCACGCAGAUUGGAUCACCACAGCAUUACUAUACCGACGUUACCGGUGAGCUGGGUUGGGAAUGGAUUGGCUGCGCGGUCGACAAUGCAGGGGGCGUAAGGAUCCUAAGUGGCUCCAGCUCGGCUGGCUCGGACAUGACGGUCGAAAAGUGCAUUUCGAACUGCAAAGCUGCAGGGUAUACAAUUGCCGGUCUUGAGAACUCUCAGGAGUGCUACUGUGGCAACAGCAUUGACCCUGCCAAGAAGCCGUCUGUUACGCCUAUGGGAAAUUGUCUUUAUCCCUGCACCGGUAACCCUGACCAGAACUGCGGGGGUUAUGGAUUUAUCGGACUUUACCAGAAAUGUACUGGCAGCUGCCAGAAUCUGCAAUAUCCCGUGGUACCUCACUAG